Tinamus guttatus (white-throated tinamou) is the source of this 2799-nucleotide messenger RNA. RefSeq names its product oncostatin M receptor (gene OSMR). Gene Ontology annotation, cellular component: signaling receptor complex; membrane; external side of plasma membrane. Gene Ontology annotation, biological process: positive regulation of cell population proliferation; cytokine-mediated signaling pathway. Lineage: Eukaryota; Metazoa; Chordata; Aves; Tinamiformes; Tinamidae. The record is from RefSeq and is a predicted model, not a curated record. Gene Ontology annotation, molecular function: ciliary neurotrophic factor receptor binding; cytokine binding; oncostatin-M receptor activity.
AUGAUGAAUCAUUUCAUCUUUCUGGCAGUACUGUUCUCCUUGAGGACUGCACACUCCCAUCAAGAAUCCCUCGUGUUUCCAGUAACAUACCUUCGUGUUUCCAAAGAUUUGCCUCUUCAGUGUCUGCAGGUGGAAUGGGAUGUUGGCAAGUCAGCACAUGAUGCUGAGCUGUCAAUGUCUUUUGAAAUACAAGUGAAUCGAACAGGAGAAAAUACUACUGUGUGGACAGAGUUUUAUAAUGUCACACUUGACAAAUCAGGGAAGCCUCUUCAUUGGAACUGGGAUUCAGACUUACCUCUGGAGUGUAUGGCACACUCUGUGAGAAUCAGGAGUAAAGCAGAAGCAUCAAAAAUCUGGAGUCAGUGGAGUCUGUGGGAGACCAUCCUGGGCCUGGGCACUUCAAAUUACAGUCAACCACAAAUCUUUCCAGAUGAAAAAGUUAUAGAGGAAGGCUCUGACAUUACUCUUUGCUGCAUUGUGAGGAAAGGUCAAAUCAUUAUGGAAUUCUUUUCAUUGCCAGCUGUUCAUAAUUUCAGUCGCACAAACUCUCAAAUUGGACUGCUCACUGCAAAAACAGUGGCACAUCAAAAACCAUCUCACGUCACAGUGUUCUGUCAAGAGUCUGGCGGAAAAGGGGACCACUACCAUUAUGUAGUCUUCUUCGUGGGCAAACCACCUGAUCUACCUCAUGAUUUUUCCUGCCACACUCGAGACAUGAAAAAGAUAAUAUGUACUUGGAGCCAAGGAGGAGAUACCCAUCUCUACGGACCGCAUUCGACAAAAUACACUUUUUUUGAAGAAUUUGCCCAAAAAUUGAUUCCAUGCACAGUAAAUUGUUCUAAGCGGUGCUCAUGUUCUUGGGAUAUAAACCAGCAGAGGGUCUAUAAUAUCAUGCUGACUGUUGAAAACCCACUGGGAAAGAAAACUGCCACGGAUGCUUUUGAUGUAACUCACAGAAUUCAUCCCUCUGCACCCUCCGAGCUGUUUGGACAUUGUUCGGAUACAAAAAUCAUGUUGUACUGGAAACAUCGAAACAAAGGAAUUGAGCUCUUUUGUCAGACGGAAGUGCUCCACCCUGAUGGGAAAACAGAACUGCACAACAGCUCCAGCACGCACCUCCAAUACGGCAGCAUCACCGUGGGGGGGCAGCAGCCAUACACCCAGUACACACUUCGAGUGCGCUGCGGGGCAGCCCAGCACUUCUGGAGGUGGAGUGAAUGGAGCAAGGCCCAAACCUUCAGGACGGAGGAAGCAAGUCCGUCAGGGAAACUGGACAUCUGGAGAGAAAUUAUACCAGCAUUGGGUGGGCGGAAUGUGACCUUAUUCUGGAAGCUAACACCAAGUUUUCAAGCAAAUGGAAGAAGUAUUUCAUAUGAAAUAACCUGGGAAAAAGUUGAAGAGGACUCUAAGCCUGAGCAUAUCUCCAUUUCAUCAGUCUAUAAUACCACAAGGAUUUUCAUUGAUAGUGAUCCUUAUAAAAUCAGUGUUGUGGCAAAGAACAAUGUUAAUUAUUCACUUCCUUCAGUAAUGAUCAUCCCUGGAGCUACAGGCACUGAAAACGAGCUCAGCAUUUCAAAUCUUAAAGAAGACCAGGUUAUUGGUGCUGAUGAUGGCAUUUUUCUUUCCUGGGAACCUAGAAAUACAUAUGAUGGUUACAUCGUUGACUGGUGUAACUUCCCAGCAUUGCAGCCCUGUGAUCUUCAGUGGAAGAGAUUUGGGCCCAGCAGUUCCAGUGCUUUGAUCAGCUCAGCUUCGUUUGUGCCGGGGGUGAGAUACAACUUCCGUAUCUAUGGAUCUGUUGCUAACACAGCCUCCUUGUUGGAGAAGAAGACUGGUUAUCUCAAGGAGCUCGCCCCCACACUUGACCCUCCUGUGAAAAAAAUUCAUCUGACUUUCCAUGCAGUAACACUGUCUUGGGAGUCUUAUCCCACAACUGCGUCACAGCCUGGCUUUAUAAGAGGCUAUCAUGUUUAUGUGUCUCCUGUGCAAGAGGACUGCAGUCUGAAAGAAUCCAAAAAACACGUUCUUCCAGACGGUUCGGUGCUAUGUAAAUACACAAUUGAAAACCCAGAAGAAAAGAGAUACACUGUGAGACACCUCAUGCCUAAUACCAAAUACAAACUAGCGGUUAAAGCAUAUACAGGUGGAGGAGAGACUCCCAUUGCCAACUUUAUCUACAUUGAAACACCAUUUGAUACAAACACACUGUACCUCCUAGGCCUGCUGGUGAUAGUUCCUUCAGUUGCAGCAGCUCUAUGCCACUGGAAGAUGAAGUGGGUGAAGGCAUGCUGCUGUCCUGUAGUACCUAGUCCUAACAAGAGCAAAGUACUUUCAUUUAAAGACCUUGUGAUUGGUUCUGAGAAAGUACUGAAAAUACACGACUGCAAGCCUGAUGCAGUAGCAGUGGAUAAUAACUCUGAAGCCCAGACAUUACAUCCGGGUAGCCAGACAUCUUCUACACCAACAGAAGAUAAGAUGGAUGUUCAAAGUUCUUCCUGGCUUUGCCCUACUCAAAAUGAAGAGAGAGCCUUUACAUCCACACCAAAACCUAUGACUUACACUUUGUUUGAAAACUUGGCAUAUUCGUCUCACAUCACAGCUGAACCUAACUCCUACCAAAACACAGGGAUGCUGGAGCCAUGCAAGCCCCAGCUGUUGGCAGGCUUGUACCAGCCCCAGUAUUACUUUGAUACCGUCAGUGAAGGAGCAGCCUCCUCUCCCAGCUGGGCGGCUGGCAGAAAGACCAGUUUGCAAUAUGUUUCACAAAUGGGCGUGCACUGUCUGGGGAGCAGGCUUUGA